This is a messenger RNA of Thamnophis elegans (Western terrestrial garter snake), 3061 nucleotides long. RefSeq names its product BCAR1 scaffold protein, Cas family member (gene BCAR1). Gene Ontology annotation, cellular component: plasma membrane; focal adhesion; cytoplasm. Lineage: Eukaryota; Metazoa; Chordata; Lepidosauria; Squamata; Natricidae. Bases 166 to 2775 code for a protein of 869 amino acids. The transcript has 7 exons. Gene Ontology annotation, molecular function: protein binding. The record is from RefSeq and is a predicted model, not a curated record. Gene Ontology annotation, biological process: cell migration; cell surface receptor protein tyrosine kinase signaling pathway.
GCAGCGGGGCUCCGGCUCCCCUUCCUCCUCGCCAGGCGCCGCGGGGGCUGCCUGCCUGCCUCUGCCUCCGCCUCGGCCCUGCUUGUUCGGCCGCCCGGAUCAUGCGCUGAGCCGCCCAGCGAGCGGGCACUGCGGCCGCGCCAGGAGCCGCGCCGGGCCGGCAAGAUGAACUACCUGAACGUGCUGGCCAAGGCCCUCUACGACAAUGUGGCCGAAUCCCCGGACGAGCUCUCCUUCCGCAAGGGGGACAUCAUGACGGUGCUGGAACGCAAUACGCAAGGCCUGGACGGCUGGUGGCUCUGCUCCUUGCAUGGCCGGCAGGGCAUUGUGCCAGGCAACCGCCUCAAGAUCCUGGUGGGGAUGUACGACAAGAAACAGCUCCCGGGGCCCCACCAGGGGCCCCUCCAGCCUUUGCUGCCCCAGCCCGCAGGACAAACCCCACUGGCCUUUCCCCAGCAAGGGGGCUACACCCCUCUCUCCCCUGCCUCUCAGUACACCCCCAUGCACCCUUCCUACCUCCCCCAAGAGGACAACGUCUACUUAGUGCCAGCGCCCAACAAGACCCCAGGGCCCCCGGGGCCCUUCCAGUCUCCUGCCGGCAAGCAGAUUUCCGCCUACGCCAAGCAAAGUCCUUCUCAAGGCCAGGAUGUUUAUCAGGUGCCAGCCGGGCCGGCCUGCCCCUCCCAGGACAUUUACCAAGUCCCUCCAGCCCCCUCCGGCCUGGGGCAGGACAUUUACCAGGUCCCUCCUUCCCUGGAUGGCCACAGCUGGGACCCCCCCAAGGCCCAAGGCAAGGUGGUGAUCCCCACACGGGUGGGGCAAGUCUACGUUUACGAGACCUGUCCGAAAGGAGAGCAGCAGGACGAGUAUGACAUUCCUCGGCAGCUCCAGGAGAUUUACGACGUGCCCCCCACAAGGGGCUUGAUGGUGAAUCGGAGUGGCCAAGAAGUCUACGACAGCCCUGCGAUGAUGGGCAAGACCGCCAACAGUGGAGCCCAUGAGAUCUAUGAUGUACCCCCCAGCGUGGAGAAGAACCUGCCAGUGGUAUAUGACAUCCCUCCGUCAGUCAGCAAGGAUGUUCCAGAUGGCCCCCUGAGGGAGGAGACCUACGACGUGCCCCCCGCCUUCUGCAAGGUGAAGCCCUUCGACCCGUCGCGUCAUCUGCUCAUCCUGGCUCCACCCUUGGCGCCCCUGGCGGAGCCUCCCUUGCCUGAAGACGUCUACGACGUGCCUCCCCCCGCCACCAAAGGGGUGUCAGAAGCUCAGGAGAUCUACGACGUCCCACCAGGGCUGAGAAAACUGGCCAGCCAGGAGUUGUAUGACGUGCCGCGAGAGCUGACCCUCGGUGGGAAGGACGGAGAAGCCGACUACAUCUACGACGUCCCCCCACAGGCUGAUCGGGCUGACGGCAAGCGGCUUUCGGCCUCCAGCACGGGCAGUACCCGCAGCAACCUUUCCAAUUCUUCUCUGGACAUGGUGCCCGUUCGGGAAGCUCCGGACAAGGAGUUACCCCUCGACCAGGAUGUUGCGAUGGAGACGCUGGCCCGGCUCCAGAGCAACGUCAACACAUCUGUCUCGUCUCUCAUGUCUUUCAUCAGUGGCAGCUGGCGCAGCCCCGAGAGGAUGGAGACCCACGCGGGACACAUCCGGGGGGCAGCGGAGAGCAUCAAGGGCGCCCUCAGGGAACUGCUGGAAUUUGCUCGUGGGGUGGUGGGCAGCGCCGCCCAGGCCUCCGACCGCUCCCUCUAUUCCAAGCUCAGCAAGCAGGUGCAGAAGAUGGAGGAGGUCUACCAGGCGCUACUACGGCACAGCCAGGCCUUGGAGGGUUGCGGCUGGGCCCCUAGCGCCCUGGUCGCUGCCAAGCCGGGGGCGCCAGAUGACCUCGAGCACCUGGUCAUGUACUCGCGGGGGGUGCCUGACGACACCAAGCAGCUGGCCUCCUUCCUGCAUGGCAAUGCCUCGUUGCUCUUCAGACGGACCAGGGGGUCCCCGGCCUCCUCGGGGGAGGGCGGCCAUCCCCACGGCACACCCUCUGAGAAGGCCAGCAACAUCCAGUCGCGGCCCCUGCCUUCUCCGCCCAAGUUCCUGGCCCAGGACUCGCCCGACGGGCAGUACGAGAACAACGAGGGCGGCUGGAUGGAAGACUAUGACUACGUGCACCUCCAGGGGAAGGAGGAGUUUGAGAAGACGCAGAAAGAGCUGCUGGAACGGGGCAACAUCAUUCGGCAAGGCAAAGGGCAGCUGGAGCAGCAACAGCUGAAGCAAUUUGAGCGACUGGAACAGGAGGUGACUCGCCCCAUCGACAAUGACCUGUCCAACUGGACACCCCCACAACACUACCCUCACAUGCGGGGCGGCGGCACAGCCCUAGGGCCCUCCGACCGGCAGCUGCUGCUCUUCUACCUGGAACAGUGUGAGGCCAACCUCACGACGUUGACCAACGCCGUGGACGCCUUCUUCACCGCCGUGAACACUAACCAGCCCCCCAAGAUCUUUGUGGCACACAGCAAGUUCGUCAUCCUGAGCGCCCACAAGCUGGUCUUCAUCGGCGACACUCUGUCUCGCCAGGCAAAGGCCCAAGAGGUCCGCCAGAAGGUCACCCAUUACAGCAACCUGCUCUGCGACCUGCUCAAGGAGAUCGUGGCCAGCACUAAGACAGCUGCCCUCCAGUACCCAUCCCCAGUUGCUGCCAAAGACAUGGUGGAACGGGUGCACGAGUUGGCCAACAGCACUCAGCAGUUCCGGAUGGUCUUGGGGCAACUGACAGCCCUGUGAAGAAGCGGAGAAGUUCUUGGAUGAGUGAAUGGAUUGUAAAUAUUUUGUCCGGUUCCCCUGCCCGCUGAAGAAGGGCCUGUGGGGGACACUGACUUCUCCUUCCUUGGUAGACACAGACCAUGUCAGUCCCGGAUCCCUGACCCCCAAGUCUGGCUGCAGCCGAGAAGACGGUCCCAUCCCUUGCAACGAUUGUAGAGGGCAAAUAAUUAUAUUUUCCUGUUUGAUUCCAGAACUGUUUGGCUAAUGAUCACUAUUUAAAUCAAAUAAAGAAACUUACAAUCCAUUC